Amoebophrya sp. A25 is the source of this 174-nucleotide messenger RNA. NCBI's taxonomy places the organism in Eukaryota, Dinophyceae, Syndiniales, Amoebophryaceae. The record is from the annotation of a GenBank genome assembly.
CUGCCCAGCUCGGCCGGGGUUUCUUCCGCGCCUUCAGUUCCGGCGUCGCAGGGUGUGAGUGAGCCACCCACCUCCUGGAGCAGAGAUGCGGAGUACUGGCACAGUCUGAUGAAUAUGCACAAAAACAAGAGUUCGAGUCCUGUGCUUUUUGAUGAACCGUAUGGAGGAGGGGAC